GGGGCACGGCUUGGCGGGAAGGCGAGAAGAGCGUGCGGAGCCUCCGGUGCUGGCGGCGGCAACGAGUGGGAGCCCGGGUCCGCCUGCAGCACGCGGAACUGAGCUGAAGGUGGCGGGGCCCGGCGGAGCCGCGAUGAAGCCGAGCAGCGAGGAGGAGGAGGAGGAGGCGGUCCGGGGCGUGGGCCCCUGGGACGAGUGCUUCGAAGUGGCGGUGCAGUUGGCGCUGCGAGCGGGACAGAUCAUCAGAAAAGCCCUCACUGAGGAAAAGCAGGUCUCGACAAAAACUUCCGCGGCAGAUCUUGUGACGGAGACAGAUCACCGUGUAGAAGACUUAAUAGUUUCUGAGUUGCGAAAGCGGUUUCCUUCACACAGGUUCAUUGCAGAAGAGGCCACAGCCUCAGGGGCCAAGUGUGUGCUCACCCACAGCCCAACCUGGAUCAUCGACCCCAUCGACGGCACCUGCAACUUCGUCCACAGAUUCCCUACUGUGGCAGUCAGCAUCGGAUUUGCUGUUCACCAGGAGCUGGAAUUCGGAGUGAUUCACCACUGCACAGAGGAACGACUGUACACCGGCAGGCGGGGCCAGGGCGCCUUUUGCAAUGGCCAGCGGCUCCAGGUCUCCAGGGAGACAGAUCUCGCAAAGGCCUUGGUUCUGACAGAAAUUGGGCCCAAACGUGACCCCGAUACUCUGAAAGUUUUCCUGAGCAACAUGGAGCGGCUGCUGCACGCCAAGGCUCAUGGGGUCCGAGUGAUUGGAAGCUCCACCUUGGCACUCUGUUACCUGGCCUCAGGUGCCGCCGAUGCCUAUUACCAGUUUGGCCUUCACUGCUGGGACCUGGCAGCUGCCACAGUCAUCAUUAGAGAAGCAGGUGGCAUUGUGAUCGACACCUCAGGUGGACCCCUUGACCUCAUGUCUUGUAGAGUCGUGGCCGCUGGCACCAGAGAAAUGGCCGCGCUCAUCGCCCAGGCCUUACAAACGAUUAACUACGGACGGGACGAUGAGAAGUGAGCCGCACGCAGGAGGCGGCGCGGAGGAGGCUGACGUCCAGCAGCUCCCGGGGAAAGAGCUGUCCCCGUG
This is a messenger RNA of Peromyscus eremicus (cactus mouse), 1078 nucleotides long. RefSeq names its product inositol monophosphatase 2 (gene Impa2). The record is from RefSeq and is a predicted model, not a curated record. The coding region runs from base 134 to 1009 and encodes 291 amino acids. Gene Ontology annotation, molecular function: inositol monophosphate 1-phosphatase activity. The transcript is spliced from 8 exons. Lineage: Eukaryota; Metazoa; Chordata; Mammalia; Rodentia; Cricetidae. Gene Ontology annotation, biological process: phosphatidylinositol phosphate biosynthetic process; signal transduction; inositol metabolic process.